Nomascus leucogenys (northern white-cheeked gibbon) is the source of this 2185-nucleotide messenger RNA. It is a transcript of the gene FBLL1, whose product is annotated as fibrillarin like rRNA 2'-O-methyltransferase 1. The record is from RefSeq and is a predicted model, not a curated record. Gene Ontology annotation, biological process: rRNA methylation; box C/D sno(s)RNA 3'-end processing. Lineage: Eukaryota; Metazoa; Chordata; Mammalia; Primates; Hylobatidae. Gene Ontology annotation, molecular function: histone H2AQ104 methyltransferase activity; RNA binding; rRNA methyltransferase activity. Gene Ontology annotation, cellular component: small-subunit processome; nucleolus; box C/D methylation guide snoRNP complex.
UGUAUCCCCAUUGACACUGAAGAAUCAACACUUCCUUGCUGAUCAAUAUUCCCAGAACUGGUGGCACAGCCAGGACCGACGUUGAUGCUUACCUCCACCUCUCCUGCUCUCCUGCAGCAGAGACGCCCCCGUCCCUGUGGCCCAGGGAGGUGCCAGGGGUCCCUGGGAAGGCGGGAGAUGGGGAAGGGGCAGGGUGAGCGAAGAGGAGCAGGCUGCGUCAGCACGCGGGAUGGGAAGCGGGGCUUCCGGGCCGCAGGGUCGCGGGGACGGGUGUGAUGCAAUAGCGCCACAGCCGCUGCGUCAAGGGGCGGCUCCGGGAUGCGAGGACUGCGGUAGAGCCGGUCCCGCCCCUGCCGCUCGCCGCCGCUAACCCCGCGGACAGCCGCCGGGACGACCACCAAGAGCCACCGGAGCCCCCGACACCCGCCCCGAGGCACCGGUAACCCGCGGCACCCGCCCCGGGGCGCGCCAUGAAGUCGGCGGCGAGCUCGCGCGGGGGCGGUGGGGGCGGCCGCGGGGGCGGCGGCUGGGGCGGCUGGGGCGGGGGCCGAGGCGCCGGCGGCGGCGCGGGCAAGGGCGGCGGGGGCGACGGCGGCGGCCAGGGGGGCAAGGGCGGCUUCGGAGCGCGGGCGCGCGGCUUCGGCGGAGGCGGCCGGGGCCGGGGGCGCGGCGGCGGCGGCGGCGACGGCAAGGAUCGCGGCGGCGGCGGCGGACAGCGGCGGGGCGGCGUGGCCAAGAGCAAGAGCCGCCGCAGGAAGGGCGCCAUGGUGGUGUCUGUGGAGCCGCACCGGCACGAGGGCGUCUUCAUCUACCGCGGGGCGGAGGACGCACUGGUCACGCUGAACAUGGUGCCGGGCCAGUCGGUGUACGGCGAGAGGCGCGUCACGGUGACCGAGGGAGGCGUGAAGCAGGAGUACCGCACGUGGAACCCGUUCCGCUCCAAGCUGGCCGCGGCCAUCCUGGGCGGGGUGGACCAGAUCCACAUCAAGCCCAAGUCCAAGGUGCUGUACCUGGGCGCCGCGUCGGGCACCACCGUCUCCCAUGUCUCCGACAUCAUCGGCCCAGACGGCCUGGUCUACGCCGUCGAGUUCUCCCACCGCGCCGGCCGCGAUCUGGUCAAUGUGGCCAAGAAGCGCACCAACAUCAUCCCGGUCCUGGAGGACGCGCGGCACCCGCUCAAGUACCGCAUGCUCAUUGGGAUGGUGGACGUGAUCUUCGCCGACGUGGCCCAGCCCGACCAGUCCCGCAUCGUGGCCCUGAACGCCCACACGUUCCUGCGCAACGGGGGCCACUUUCUCAUCUCCAUCAAGGCCAACUGCAUCGACUCCACCGCAUCCGCCGAGGCUGUGUUUGCUUCAGAGGUGAGGAAGUUGCAGCAGGAGAACUUGAAGCCUCAAGAGCAGCUGACCCUGGAGCCCUAUGAGAGGGACCACGCUGUGGUGGUCGGGGUCUACCGGCCUCUUCCCAAGAGCAGCAGCAAGUAGCACCCAGCUCAGGCUCGCCUGCCAUCUCCCAAGCCUGUGUUGUGUUUGCUAUUAUUUUCUAUGUGUUUUCUUUGUGCGUGUUUUGUUUUGUUGUUUUUCUAUUAAACUGCAUAAAGAAACGGCACCUAUCUGUAUGGUGAUGCCAGGCUAAGUUUUGCUGCAGUAACAAUCAACCCCCAAAUCCCAGUGGCCUUAAACCGGCUGGUGUAAGGGGCCCAUCAAGCAGUAGCCUGGGAGCUGUGGUCCUUCUAAUCACUCAUGUCCCCAACUCCCCAGGGCCCCAUUUUCACACAUGCUCCCUCCAUCCCUAGGGCAGAGGAAAGAGAGCUGGGGAAUUGCUAAUAAAAGCUUUUAAACGUCCCCUUGGAACUGAAGGGGCACUUCUGCUCACAUUUGGCCAAGUCACAUGACCAAGCCUGACUGGGGAAAAACACUGAAUAUUGAUGGACAAUAAUAUAGUCAAAUACACCAAUCACCUGACUCACAGCCAAAGUCUUAACCACAAUAGGUUUUUAGUAUUUUACUCUUCAACUAAGCCCUUUUGCAUUCACUGUUAAAGUGAAUAAUAAAUAAAUGUUGAAUUUAUUCCUCACACCAGCCCUGAGAUGGCUUUGUUAGCACUUGCAUGUUACAUGUGAAGCAACAGGGCUUCUGAAGGUAAACUAGAUGCCCAAACUUACAUAGCCAGUAAGGAGGUAAAA